Anguilla rostrata (American eel) is the source of this 1572-nucleotide messenger RNA. RefSeq names its product peroxiredoxin like 2B (gene prxl2b). The transcript has 7 exons. Bases 116 to 721 code for a protein of 201 amino acids. The record is from RefSeq and is a predicted model, not a curated record. Lineage: Eukaryota; Metazoa; Chordata; Actinopteri; Anguilliformes; Anguillidae. Gene Ontology annotation, biological process: prostaglandin biosynthetic process. Gene Ontology annotation, molecular function: prostaglandin F synthase activity.
UUCGACUGUUGCAAAACUGUACACACCGACCGUGCACUGCGUUGUUAUGAGAGCAGCUUCGAACGACUUAAAGAUAUUCUUGUGUUAAAUUUGCUUUAGUCGAAGUUUUUACAGAAUGGCCGCUGUGGACCUGGCUAAAUUGGGUCUUAACUUGUUGAAGAAUGCUACGUCUGGAGAGAGCGUGGAGCUGCGGUCUCUCUGGCGAGACCAAGCGGUGGUCAUCUUCUUCCUGCGCAGGUUCGGUUGCCAAGUGUGCCGUUGGACCGCGGUUGAGGUAAGCAAGUUGAAGGAGGACCUGAGAGCGAAUAAUGUGGCGCUGGUCGGGGUUGGUCCAGAAGAGAUAGGCCUGAAGGAAUUCCAGGAUGGGUGUUUUUUCAAGGGAGAGCUGUACAUUGACGAUAAGAAACAGUCCUAUAAGGAUCUCGGCUUCAAAAGAUACAGCGCCAUCAGCCUGGUUCCCGCAGCCCUGGGGAAGAAAGUACGAAACGUUGUCACCAAGGCAAAUGCUGAAGGGAUCCAGGGAAACUUCAAUGGAGAUCUCCUCCAGAGUGGUGGCAUGGUCAUCAUAGCCAAAGGUGGGGAAAAGGUCCUGCUGCAUUUUGCACAAGAUUCUCCGGGGGAUUAUGUGCCUUUAGAGAAUAUCGUUAAGGCCCUGGGCAUCACCACCAGUGCACAGCAGGGGGAAAGACCGCAGUGCAAUGAUGACGUGUGUACACGAUAACAUGCCAUGGUUGUCUUGCAUCAGGGAGUGCUGUGGGUUGGGGAAUGUGUCACUCUCAUUCUCCCCAGACUGGACAUCAGCUGAUAUUUUCUGAGCCUGAGGGAGUUGCCACAUUGUUGCUUUAAGGAACAGUCCGCAAAUGGUGAUUUAAACUGUGUGCACUGUGUCCAAUGGUUUUGCAUUUGCUUGUAUGUGGAUCAUUAACAUUAACUCAUACUUCCGUGAACAGGACUGAUGUGAAGAUUAGGGCUGUAUUUUUUCAAAUCAGUUACUCUACAUAGAUUGGAUUCCACUGCACUACAGUAUAUAGUAUGUACCAAUCUGUUUCCAUGAAAAUGUAAGGAGCGUAUAUGUUGAUUAACUUGUGUCUGCUGAAAAUCAGUUCAGUUGCAUUAGCUUCAGUUCACAGAAAAUGUUUUGUGUCAAAGUUAUCUUGUGAAUAGACAGGAAACAAUGCAAUGGGAGAGAAAGAAAAUGCUUAGAUCACCUGCCAUUAACACAGCAACAGCAAUAUCAGCCAUAUCUCUUCAGUUUGGCAGAUCAUAUUUUUUUUUAAAAACUUUAAAAAACGUAAUUUUGUAAGGUAAUUUCUCACAGACAUUCCUAUUUCUGAGUCAAACUCAGAAAAGUAUAUUUGCAGAAAGGAAACAUUAAGCGUGCUGUGUUUGCACUGAAUAAAUGAUUUCAUGUGAACUGUACAAGCACUAAUUGGACUAAUAUUUUAUGUAUUUCAAAUAUAGAAUAAUUAUUUUAUAUACUUAAUCAAUCCUUGUCCUUUGCACCACUGUGAAAUAAAUUUAAUGUAUUUAAUAAAUGUAAUGUAAUUUAUUAAAACAACCAUUAUGGACUCA